CCUGAAGAGAGCGGAGCUCGUCGAGUUGCCAUUCAGCGUGUGAAGCUUGCUAUUCAGUGCUAAACGAAGUGUGAGAAAUCAAUUCUCAUUGUGUUGAAGAGUUUAUUCUUAGUGAAAAAAUCUAACAGAAAAUCUUCAAGAUGCCGGAAGCACCAGAAACCGAAACCUUCGCGUUCCAGGCUGAGAUCGCUCAGCUUAUGUCGCUGAUCAUCAACACGUUCUACUCGAACAAGGAAAUCUUCCUGCGUGAGUUGAUCUCGAACUCUUCCGAUGCCUUGGACAAGAUCCGCUACGAGUCGCUGACGGACCCCACCAAGCUGGACUCGGGCAAGGACCUGUUCAUCAAGAUCAUCCCGAACAAGGAAGCCGGUACGCUGACGCUCAUCGAUACCGGUAUCGGCAUGACGAAGGCGGAUCUGGUCAACAACCUCGGAACGAUCGCAAAGUCUGGCACCAAGGCAUUCAUGGAGGCGCUUCAGGCCGGUGCCGAUAUCAGCAUGAUCGGUCAGUUUGGUGUCGGUUUCUACUCGGCUUAUCUGGUCGCCGAUAAGGUGGUGGUCACAUCCAAGCACAACGACGAUGAACAGUACGUGUGGGAAUCAUCGGCCGGAGGAUCGUUUACCGUGCGCUCGGAUGCCGGUGAGCCGCUGGGCCGCGGUACUAAGAUUGUGCUGCACAUCAAGGAGGAUCAGCUGGAGUAUCUAGAGGAGAGCAAGGUCAAGCAGAUCGUAAACAAACACUCGCAGUUCAUCGGCUAUCCGAUCAAGCUGCUGGUGGAGAAGGAACGCGAAAAGGAGGUGAGCGACGAUGAGGCCGAAGAAGAAAAGAAGGAAGAGGAAAAGAAGGACGACGAGCCUAAGCUGGAGGAUGCUGAAGAUGAUGAGGACAAAAAGGACAAGAAGAAGAAAACGGUGAAGGUGAAAUACACCGAGGAUGAGGAGCUGAACAAAACGAAGCCGAUCUGGACUCGCAAUGCGGACGAUAUCUCGCAGGAAGAAUACGGAGAGUUCUACAAGUCCCUGACGAACGAUUGGGAGGACCAUCUGGCCGUGAAGCACUUCUCGGUCGAGGGUCAGCUGGACUUCCGGGCACUCCUGUUCGUUCCGCGUCGUAUGCCGUUCGAUCUCUUCGAGAACAAGAAGAAGAAGAACAACAUCAAACUGUAUGUGCGCCGAGUGUUCAUCAUGGACAACUGCGAGGAGCUGAUUCCGGACUAUCUGAACUUCAUCAAGGGUGUGGUAGACUCGGAAGAUCUCCCGCUGAACAUUUCCCGUGAGAUGUUGCAACAGAAUAAGAUCCUGAAGGUGAUCCGCAAGAAUCUGGUGAAGAAGUGCAUGGAGCUGUUCGAGGAACUGGCCGAGGACAAAGAGACCUACAAGAAGUUCUACGAUCAGUUCAGCAAGAACCUGAAGCUGGGUGUGCACGAGGACAGCCAGAACCGUCAGAAGUUGGCCGAUCUGCUGCGCUUUAACACGUCCGCAUCGGGCGAUGAGUACUGCUCGCUGAACGAUUACGUUGGGCGCAUGAAGGAGAACCAAAGUCAGAUCUACUUCAUUACGGGCGAGAACAUCGAGCAGGUGAAGAACUCGGCGUUCGUGGAGCGUGUGAAGAAGCGUGGCUUCGAAGUGAUCUACAUGACGGAAGCUAUCGACGAGUACGUCAUCCAGCAGCUGAAGGAGUACAAGGGCAAGCAGCUGGUCUGCGUGACCAAGGAGGGUCUGGAGCUGCCGGAGGAUGAGGCUGAGAAGAAGAAGCGCGAAGAAGACAAGGCCAAGUUCGAGAACCUGUGCAAGGUGAUGAAAUCGGUGCUGGAGAGCAAGGUGGAGAAGGUGGUCGUCUCCAACCGAUUGGUGGACUCUCCCUGCUGUAUCGUCACGUCGCAGUAUGGUUGGUCGGCCAACAUGGAGCGCAUCAUGAAGGCGCAGGCCCUGCGCGACUCGUCUGCCAUGGGCUACAUGGCCGGCAAGAAGCAUCUGGAGAUUAAUCCCGACCAUGCCAUCAUCGAGACGCUGCGUCAACGUGCCGAUGACGAUAAAAACGAUAAGGCCGUCAAGGAUCUGGUGAUCCUGCUGUUCGAGACUGCUCUGCUGUCGUCCGGAUUCUCGCUGGAUGAGCCCGGAACCCACGCCGCGCGCAUCUACCGCAUGGUCAAGCUUGGCCUGGGCAUCGAUGAGGACGAGCCGAUGACGACGGAUGAUGCCGGAGUUGCCCCGGCGCCCUCAACCGCUGCCGGCGAUGCGCCUCCGCUCGUUGACGACUCCGAGGAUCUCUCGCACAUGGAGGAAGUCGAUUAAAUCGGCACGCUCUGUGACUUGCAUUAUACGGAGGAGCUCUUUUCCGCUCAAUCCAUUAGCGAUAUAAAAACAAAAACCACGCCAGUCUCUAGGUUUACUUACAAAUGCGAUUCCAAAGGCUGAAAUUCUUUGAACCUAAUAUGCAACAAAAAUAGGAUUUUGAUAAGUGAUGGUACCUACUCUAACCCACGGGAGAUGAAUUGCACCAGCAAUAGCAGCAUUGGAAAGUUAGUGCUGACAGAAGGAGAACUUAUAAUAUUCCGAUUAGUAUUAUCGCGAUGUGUUAUUGUUGUUGCGAUUCAUUAUCUGUAACUUGUUUGUAUCUUACUAUUAAAACGGUUUUAAGUUCAACCGCGUUAUAGCGGAAUAUCAACGUCAAAUAAAGAGAAUUACA
Molecule: messenger RNA, 2688 nt
Organism: Anopheles cruzii
Lineage: Eukaryota; Metazoa; Arthropoda; Insecta; Diptera; Culicidae
Product: heat shock protein 83
Exons: 2
Coding region: 141-2294 (717 amino acids)
Biological process (GO): protein folding; protein stabilization; cellular response to heat
Cellular component (GO): plasma membrane; cytosol; protein-containing complex
Molecular function (GO): ATP-dependent protein folding chaperone; disordered domain specific binding; ATP binding
Source: RefSeq, a predicted model, not a curated record